UCGUCCGUAGAGUGGAGCAGGUGGGCGUUCCCCUGCGCAACUGCAACUCAGCGCAGUCACUUUUUACAGAUAUUUACGGCUCGUUCUCGACGUUUUAGUGAAAUGCUGCAGCUGAAUGACAGCAUAGACCCUGAGAGCCCGGGUGCGGCUGUUUUACACCCGGCGGACUGUGAUGAUGGGCUGGAUUUGGCCCGAGCUGGAGCUUCGGUGGCCUGCUGUACUCCGCUACAGACCCUCACGCCUUUCCAUGUCCACAACCCGACCAUGCGAGCCAAAGUCAAGGAUUAUUUCGUCUUUAGGCCAGGAACGAUAGAGCAGGCGGUCAAUGAUAUCCGCACGGUCGCCUUGCCUUCAGAAGAUGGAGAAGUUCUUAGCGUGUGGCUGCUAGCAGAAAUUGAUCACUGGAACAAUGAAAAAGAGAGACUGGUACUUAUAACUGAGAGGUCUUUGCUGGUGUGCAAAUAUGACUUCAUAAACCUCCAGUGUCAGCAGGUCAUCAGAAUUUCCCUGAGCGCUGUGGACACGAUCUCAGUCGGCGAGUUUGAGUUCCCCCCAAAAUCCCUCAACAAGAGAGAGGGAACCGGGAUCCGUGUCCAGUGGGAUAAGCAACCAAGACCUUCGUUCAUAAAUCGCUGGAACCCCUGGUCCACUGACAUACCCUACGCCACCUUCACCAAACACCCCAUGGCACACGCCGAUGAAAAGGUGGCCUCCCUCUGCCAGCUUGAGAAUUUCAAGACGCAGCUUGUCCAGGCUGUGAAAAAAGCCCAUAAAGACUUCCCCAUCCCGGGACGAGCCAAUGGCGUGCUGAUACUGGAGCGGCCGCUCCUGAUCGAGACUUACCUGGGCAUCAUGUCCUUCAUCAACAAUGAAGCCAAACUGGGCUACGCCAUGACAAGGGGAAAAAUCGGCUUUUAACUCCUGAAUUCUCCCUCCAUCUCUCUCAUCCGCCAGUCAAGUGCUGUUUUUGAGUGAUACUGCUACACUUGAGUAUGCUACUUGUUUUGUUGUUUGGAUAGCGUGUGAAAUGUGCCAGGCAGUGAGACACUGCAACAGGAUGUGCCUGGAUGAAGCCCUCUUCCUCUAUUCACGUGUAGUAAAACAAAAAGCCUUUCUAAUGCGGUUGAAUGGUUUGAAGAAGCAGUUUGUUUGUGUUACUGGCAUGCUUUAUUGUCCAUUGAAUAUUUUUAACAAAAAUUGUGGCAGUCGACUAGUUUGUAGGUUGACUGAAUGACUUAAGGAAGCCCUUUUCAGAUGGCUUAGGGUUUACCUGACCCUGCUCUGCUGAUUUUCUUAGGGGCCGCUCACACAGAAUGUGUCUAAAAACGCGAGACGCAGCGCUCAGGAAUGGUUUUUUAAAAAGUGCAGUGCCGAAUGCCUCCUCUGCCAUGUUGCCGUCAAAUAUAACACGCCAGCUUGCUACCGUAAACAAAAGCUUGCAACGCUUGCUCCGCCUCCAGUGUCUUCUGAUUGGUCCACUCUUUGGAGCUUUCAUUGACGAGCUGCGCUGCAUGUUAAAGUUGAAAUUCUUUUAGUCUUAAAAUCGUGGAGCUCAUGUGCGAGACACUGCAAAAGAUGUGAUUCGCGAGGGCAACGAUCAUAGAAAAAAACAAUAGAAAGGUAGUGCACUGGAAUGGAAAAAUGCAUACUGUGUGAACGGCCUUUAGUGGAACAAAACACAGGCGUUUCGAGAGACAUUUUUUAAAGUUUAACUGUUUUGUAACCUGAAUGCAAAAACUUAACAACUCAAUACUCAUGGCAGGAUGCUCAAACAAGCAAAUAAACAAACAAACAAAUAAAUAAAUGCACAAGAAGCAUCGCAACGACCGUAGACAUCCGUUUGUGUAUGGCUGUAGCCACAGAGCUUUAACGGGAUUGAUUUUUUUUUUUUUUUUAAAAAGCUUCCAUUUUACCACGUCAACAUCAAACAGCUAAAGAAUAGGUUGUUCAGUCCUGAAAUGGGGAGAUUUGUCUGCUAGAUUUAAACAAAAGUACAUGUUCAAGAUGCACUGAAUCCCAUGAAAUGCAUUUAAUGUUUGUAUAGCUAAUAAAGAAAUAUAACCUAGUCGCUACUUAAGGAAAUAAUUUUAGUACAAAAUGUGAUGUUAAUCAAUUUAGUUGCAUUCAGAACAUUUACGAUUUCUGGUAAAGUUGCGAUGAAAAUCAGGCCAGAUUUUUUAAUCUGUAUUUUGAUGUAUAUCUGAGUGUAACGUAUUAAUGAAAAAAAAAAAAAAAAGUAGGGCUUGAAUUUGGUUCUAUGCAUGGUUUGUUGAUUGUAUUUGGAGGUGUUUGCAGGGACGGGUUAAAGUGCACUAGAUGAUCGGAGAUGUCCUGCAUACGUCACCUGUUAGAAGUCUGCUGUCUCAAUGGUAGAUUUGCUAAUGACAUUUUGAUGACAAUACAAGCUUAAAAACAAUAAUAAUAAUAAUAAUAAUAAUAAUAAUAAUAAUAAACGUAUGCUUCAGAUGAUUUAUUCACAAUACAAUCUAUAACAUGCAUUUGAAAAAUAGAUUUCCAUUUCAUACCAACUUUAAAUACCAGUGGAGUUUAGAGAUUCGUCUAUUUUUAAAACGGCUUCAUUCAUGAAACGCAACCAGAACAAAUGUUUGUGAAUUUUUCACCUGAAUGUAAAUUUCCAUAUUUAAUUCAGUGUUCACAAUUGAUCGCAAAACAAAAUGCGUACAUAUAUGGUAACACUUUACAAUAAGGUUCAUUAGGAAACAUGAACGAAGAAUGAACAAUACUUCCACAGCAUUUAUUAAUCUUAGUUAAUGUUAAUUUCAGCAUUUACUAAUGCAUUUAAAAUCACAAGUUGUUUGUUAACAUUAGUUAAUGCACUGUGAACUAACAUGAAUAACCAACGAACAACUGUAUUUUUAUUAACUAACAUUAGCCAAGAUUAAUAAAUAGUGUAAUAAAUGCAUUGUUCAGUGUUUGUUCAUAUUAAUUAAUACAUUAACUAAUGUUAACAAAUGACACCUUAUUGUAAAGUGUCCCCCAUGAAUGAGGUCCAAUGUGGCUAAAAAGCUUUGAAAACUUGUCAGAGAAAAACUGCAUGCCUUCUGAACAGCACUACUAACAAAUGACAACUUAGGCUUACAUUAUAUAAAAUGUAUUCAUUUGACUCUUUACUGCAGUGAAACUCUCUGAAUAAAGUUAAUUUGGACUGAAGAUGCUAAUUAAGAUUUUGCUUUAGUACUUUGGUAUUGCUGACGUAUAUCAUCUCUAAUAAUUUUAGAUUUAUUUAGAUCUAGACCCAUGAGUCCUUUAAAUUCAUAUUCAAUACCAUCUGCUCUGUCGUCUUUGCAAAAUGUAACACUUUUGCAUAUAAAGAAAAUAAAGCUCAAUUCUAAACUUAUAUGAGGUCAAAUUGCAAUUAUCAGUGUGUGAAAUAAAUGUUACAAUGUAAUACAGAACCGUAUCGAUAGCAUUAUUUUUAGAUAUAACACUGGCUUAGGUAACACACCAAAAAAACCACAGUAUGAUAGACAGAGGACAUGUAUUCUCAAGUGCGUCCACAGGAAGCACCUGCCUGACAUGUAUUUUCACACUCUGUUCAUAUUUCAAAAUGAAUUUCAGGUCUUCUUGUGGCUGCUGUAGUGUACUACUGUUACAUGUGCUUUAUGUUUGUGUGCUUAUCCAUGAUUUAUGCCUUAUUUCUUUAACCUAAAAGACAAUGUUUAAGUCCUGCCUAAGUUACAGAAAGUUAAAUGAAGUUAAGCUUUUCUUUUUAACCAAGGCAAAUAGAUAGUGUGUGUUUGAUACUGUUAAUUCCUCAGGUGACGUUGGUCAACAGAUUGGCUUUAAAUGAACCAUUAGUUUAAGGAUGCAUGACACGGCGGGGUGUUUUGACCUUGAAGGUUGCCGCUGUUGAGCGAUUACGGGUUCUGAGAUUUUGAAGUAUUUUUUAUGCAUAUGCACUUUUGUUGGCCAGUUUUUUUUUUUUGUUGUUUGUUUGUUUUUUGCUAUGCUUAUUGUAACCUUGUUGAAAUUAUGUCCCGACCGUUUGUUUUUUAAACACAGGCAUCAUAGUGUUUUUUUUUCCUAUAUAUAUUUUUGGUUUUAAAUGUGAUGUAAAGCUGUGCAUGAUGAUUAUGCCUGCAACGUGUUAGGUGUAUAAUUUGUAAGUCAUAGCCUCGAUUCACCAAAAAGAAAAUGUAAGCACAUUUUCCUCUGCUCAAAAACAUGUGUAAUUGUUUUUCAAGUGAAAAUGAUUUGCAUAUCUAUUCAUCCAUGUUAUUAUGGUAAAAUACUGUUUCUAUUGCAUAAAUCGGAACUCUUCCAUGUUUCUGUUUAAAUUGAAUUUUAGAAAUCAUCUUUAAAAAUUGUUGCCUGAAUGUCAUCACACUGAUUUAUGUAAUAUAAACAUCACGCUUUAAGUAAAAUGGUUAUUUUAACACUUUUCAA
This is a messenger RNA of Onychostoma macrolepis, 4407 nucleotides long. RefSeq names its product tumor protein p63 regulated 1-like (gene tprg1l). Lineage: Eukaryota; Metazoa; Chordata; Actinopteri; Cypriniformes; Cyprinidae. The record is from RefSeq and is a predicted model, not a curated record. Gene Ontology annotation, cellular component: cytoplasm. The transcript has 6 exons. Bases 103 to 918 code for a protein of 271 amino acids.